UCUCGCUGCAAGGGAUAUCACCCCCCCCGAUGGACUUGAUAUAGGACAAGAACACACUUUAUUUUUUUACUUUUUAAAAAUCUGAAAAUAAGUGGCGUUUUGCUGACGAACAACUAACUUGUAAAUUCUAACCGAUCUCACCGGUGCCGGUUUGGAUGUGUUGGAUGUGCUUUGCGCUCCACAGCGAGGCAGACGGACAGGUUUUACGCAAGCCUCGGCGUGCGGCUUCACCCCCGUGGAUGCGGCUGUCGGGGUCCCUGUCUGCGCCCUGCGGGACCCGCCUGUCAUAGGGCACCAUGAUCUCCGUGGCGCUUCACAAGUGGAUGAGGAGUAUUUCACCGGAGAUGCUGCUGUUGGUGCAGAUAUUGUGGUUUUUACCUCUGACUGGAGCCGCUCCGUCUCUGACUAACGAGCAGCUGGACACAGGGGUGGACUGGCUGAGUAAGUUUGGCUACCUCCCGCCCCCUGAUCCAGUGACUGGUCAGCUUCAGACCACGGAGGCCCUGACCAAGGCCAUCAAAGCCAUGCAGAAGUACGGAGGGCUGAAGGAGACCGGAGUCUUGGACCAAGCCACACUGGGCCUAAUGACAACACCCAGAUGUUCUUUACCAGAUGUCUCUGAGUCCGAGGUCACAAUGGGCCGCAGGAAACGAAGCCUGACUCCUCAGAACAAAUGGAAAAAGAGACAUCUGUCCUGGAGAGUGAGGACCUUCCCCAAGGAUUCGGCCUCACUGGGCCGGGACACGGUCCGAGCCCUGAUGUACUACGCCCUGAAGGUCUGGAGUGACAUCGCACCGCUAAACUUCCAUGAAGUGGCCGGCAGUGAUGCGGACAUUCAGAUUGACUUCACGAAGGCCGACCACAACGAUGGGUAUCCCUUUGACGGGCCGGGGGGAACCGUGGCGCACGCAUUUUUCCCCGGAGAGAGGUUCACAGCUGGAGAUACACACUUUGAUGAUGACGAGGCCUGGACCUUCAGAUCUCCAGACUCUCAUGGGAUGGAUCUGUUUGCGGUGGCGGUCCAUGAGUUUGGCCACGCCAUCGGCCUGGUCCACACCUCAGCCAUCGAGUCCAUCAUGAGGCCGUACUACCAGGGUCCUGUAGGAGACCCUCUGAAAUACGACCUACCCUAUGAGGACAAGGUCCGCGUCUGGCAGCUCUACGGUGUCAGAGACUCGGUGUCCCACACAAACCGACCAGGCGACCCCUCCCAGACAACUGAACCUCCUGUCCUGCUGGACCUCCCUGAAAACAGAUCCACCCUCCUGCUGGCUCGAGAUGCCCCAGACAGAUGCACCAGUCACUUUGAUGCAGUGGCCCAGAUACGAGGGGAGGCCUUCUUUUUCAAAGGGAAGUACUUUUGGCGACUAACGAGAGAGAAGCACCUGGUGUCUCUGCGUCCGGCUCAGAUCCAGCGCUUCUGGAGGGGCCUCCCAACCAAUCUGGACCGUGUGGAUGCUGUUUAUGAGCGGCCUGGGGACCACAAGAUAGUCUUUUUCAAAGGUCUACAGUACUGGGUAUUUCAAGACAACAUUGCUGAGGAGGGCUACCCUCGUCCAAUCAGUGACUUUGGCCUGCCCUUGGAAGGAGUGGAUGCAGCCUUUGUGUGGUUACACAACGACAAAACCUACUUCUUCAAGGACAGCCACUACUGGCGCUACGAUGACCACCUGAGGCGUAUGGACCUGGGCUACCCCAAAGACAGCUCGCUCUGGAAGGGGCUGCCGACACAACUGGAUGACGCCAUGAGGUGGUCUGACGGCUCAUCCUAUUUCUUCAAGGGGAAGGAGUACUGGCGAGUGCCGACCAGCGCCAUGGAGGCGGAGGCCGGGUCCCCGCGCCCCAUCGCUAAAGACUGGCUGCUGUGCACCGAGAUGCAGUCGGACUCUCCGGACUCGGAGCCCAAAAGCACGGAGACGAGAGUCAACGUGCCGCCUCAGCCGGACCACGCGGAGAACGGCUACGAGGUGUGCUCCUGCACCUCUGGCGGCGCCUCUCCUUCGGGAGCGCGGCCCUCCCCGUCUCCCGUGUGGCUGCUGCCGCCUCUCUGGACGCUCUCGCUGGCCCUCCGCUCAGAACCGCUAUGAUGCCAAAGCAUGGGACAACGCUCCUGAGCUGACAGGUGAAGGGCCAGUCGCCAGCUCAGUGGAAGCCUCGUCUUACAAUAGCUUUGGUAUCCUUUGGUUAUUUAUCUUACAGGUCGUUUGGUGGACACUGCCAGAUUAAGUAGUCAUCCGUAUAGGCAUCAACCCACACAUGCUUUACAAAGUGUUUUCCUGAAUUGUCAAACUGCCUCAUAUGUGGAAGGAGAAAUACUGCAAGUUAUAGAAACAUAUUCCAAAUGCACUCAGCAUAAUUAUCGGUCUUCAUGUGCAGCAGAUGUUCAGCUGCAGUGCCUCAUAUACAGAUGAGAUAAAGGUAUCCUUGAAUUUAAGCAGGCGCAAAGGUGAACAGCGUACCGACACACACACACACACAUACCCACUGUUGUCUAUUUCUUUUGUAAUUAAAGCAGAUGUUUUAUUACACGGUCCAGUUCCCCAGAAAUUGUUCAAAACUAGUUUAAAAAUGGUAAAAAUAUUGUUAGCACUUUUUUAUGACGCUAUUAUUUCAUUCUGCUGUGCUCUUGCUUGUGAAUAGUAUGAAUGAAGUUAAUCUUGAUUUUUUUUUUUUUUAUCACCUCAAUACCUAUUCCCAUACAGCUCUAGUCGCACCGAGCCAUGUAGGCAGUUUGAUUAUCAUGUAAUAGUUUCUGCCGACAGCUCAAUACAGUGGAGGUGAGUUUAUUUGUGCAGUGCAACGCUGUAAAACUAGUUGCAAUGGAAAUAGUUCAAAACUAAGUUAGACAGUAACAGGGACUCUUGAAUUGGAAGUUAUGAAAGUAAUGCAGAUUUACUUUGCUGUGUGCACCACAAACAUUCAAUCUGCAAACUUCUGACUGCGAGAGCCUCCAGGAGGUCCGAUGUGUCGGUGGACUCGGUCUGUACUCUGAAUGGAGGCGCUGCUGCACGCGUACCUUUUCCCAUGGUUUCAUCAUUUUCACCUCUGGUUCAGAAGCAUUCCCUCUUGCUCUUGGUUUAGCUGUAUCUUUUGUAUCAAAUUCAGAUGAAAUAAUCUUCCUGUUUAUUUAACAUUGCUUAGGCCAUAGUUUAUAGAGACUUUUUUCUGGACUGUUGGAUGAUUUAUCACCCUGAGCUCCUUCUGAAUAAGUCACAACGUGGUCCCUGGAUUUAUUCUUGCCGUAAAGAUAUAUUUACCUAUAGACCGAUAUAUUUGAGUUGAAGGGUUCUGCACUUACUGCAUAACCGAGUGGUCUGUGUAUAUUUUAAGCUGUGUUUUAUAAUGUAAAAUAUUUUUUUAGAAAAAGAUUAAAAAACAUCUGAAUGAC
This is a messenger RNA of Pseudoliparis swirei, 3388 nucleotides long. RefSeq names its product matrix metallopeptidase 17a (gene mmp17a). The record is from RefSeq and is a predicted model, not a curated record. Gene Ontology annotation, molecular function: metalloendopeptidase activity; zinc ion binding. Gene Ontology annotation, biological process: collagen catabolic process; proteolysis; extracellular matrix organization. The transcript is spliced from 10 exons. The coding region runs from base 297 to 2087 and encodes 596 amino acids. Lineage: Eukaryota; Metazoa; Chordata; Actinopteri; Perciformes; Liparidae. Gene Ontology annotation, cellular component: extracellular matrix.